Molecule: messenger RNA, 1114 nt
Organism: Folsomia candida
Lineage: Eukaryota; Metazoa; Arthropoda; Collembola; Entomobryomorpha; Isotomidae
Product: calcium load-activated calcium channel
Exons: 7
Coding region: 375-926 (183 amino acids)
Biological process (GO): endoplasmic reticulum calcium ion homeostasis
Cellular component (GO): cytoplasm; endoplasmic reticulum; endoplasmic reticulum membrane
Molecular function (GO): calcium channel activity
Source: RefSeq, a predicted model, not a curated record
UUCAGCCAAUUGAUACAAAACGGAUUUCAUUCAAGAGAGAUAUGAGAAGAUUGUGACCAAUAAAUAACAUUGUUGACUACCCACAAUUAUUUACAUGCGUGUAGUAAAUCUCAUGGGUUUACUAUACUUGCUGGAUGAACACUUUAUUCCUUUUCUGGAGCAACGGGGGAGUUGAGAUGAGAUUUUUGGAGAAAGUUGCACGUAGAUGAGAGAGGAGACGCUUUUGCCCCACUCACUCACGAAGAAAAAUAUAUCAAGUGGUAUCAUUUGAGUUCCCGUACAAUUUUUUCCCCGACAUUUUCCGGCACAAAAUUUCCAGUGGGAUUUUCCACCCCCAUUUUUAUAAAUUAAAAAAUACAAAUAAAAUCGAAUAAAUGUGGUCCGAUACCCUUCUCAUCCUCUUUAUUUCUGUCGUCACUGCUUUCUUUGGUGAAGGUUUGACAUGGCUGAUGGUUUAUCGCACGGAGAAAUACCAGAAGCUGAAAUCUGAAGUAGAAAGACAAUGCAAAAAAUUGGAGAAACGAAAGGAAACAUCUGGCGAGUCAGUCGCCCUUAAGAAUACAAAAAAGAAGUUGGAACGUGAAGAAGAAAAGUUGAAAACUAAUACGAGAGACUUGUCCUUGUUUAAAAUGCGGUCUAUGCUGGCAAUUGGUAUCGUAUUCACAGCUCUUUUAAGUAUUUUCAACUCCAUUUUUGAUGGGAGGAUUGUUGCCAAAUUGCCUUUCAUUCCGAUUGGCUUCCUUCAAGGCAUUUCUCACAGGAAUUUGCCUGGUACUGAUUAUAGUGACUGUUCUUUCAUCUUCCUUUACAUACUAUGUACAAUGAGCAUCAGACAGAAUGUACAAAAGCUCUUGGGAUUUGCUCCCUCCAGAGCAGUAUCCAAGCAGAGCGGAAAUAUGUUUGGACCUCCUCCACAAAGCACUUAAUCAAAGGAGGUGAUGAUGCUCAUUAAAGACAUGUCAGGUCUCUGGUCUAUCCCAAUCCCAACUUCUACAUACUAUGCCCAAUUGGCAUAUACGUUUGUGUUUUCUUGUUAAUUAUAUGAUAUGGAAUAUUAUUUAUAUGAUGAGGGGUUUUUACAAAUAAUAAUAAAGUCCUUGAGAGAAAAGAUGAA